ACCAUGCUGGGCCUGGACGCGUGCGAGCUGGGGGCGCAGCUGUUGGAACUGCUCCGGCUGGCGCUGUGCGCUCGAGUCCUUCUGACAGAAAAGGAAGCGGGGCAGCUGCCGCCAGAUGAGGUGCUGGACGAGGCUGUGCCAGGGUACCGGGCCCCGGGGAGGAAGAGCCUCCUAGAGAUCCAGCAGCUGGACCCCGACGAUGAGAGCCUGGCCAAGUACAAGCGGGUGCUUCUGGGUCCCCUGCUGCCGGCCGUGGACCCGAGCCUGCCCAACGUGCAGGUGACCAGGCUGACUCUGAUGUCUGAGCAGGCUCCCGGGCCCAUGACCAUGGACCUCACCGGGGAGCUGGCUGCACUGAAGAAUCAGGUGUUCGUCCUGAAGGAGGGUGUUGAUUACCGAGUGAAGAUCACCUUUAAGGUCAAUAAGGAAAUUGUCAGUGGCCUCAAGUGUCUGCAUCACACCUACCGCAGGGGCCUGCGAGUGGACAAGGCUGUGUACAUGGUGGGCAGUUAUGGCCCAAGAGCCCAGGAGUAUGAGUUUGUAACUCCGGUGGAGGAGGCGCCGCGAGGCGCCCUGGUGAGGGGCGCCUACGUGGUCACAUCCUUCUUCACUGAUGACGACAGGGCAGACCACCUUUCCUGGGAGUGGGGCCUCCACAUCUGCCAAGACUGGAAGAGCUGAGCACCCACCCCCCUGCCCUGCCCCGGAAGCUGUCUCCCCACUCGGGGUCCUUGUUCCCUCUGCCUCUGUCAGUCACUGCACAGGGACCCCCAAGCAUUCUCCAGCCCCCUCGGUCAGUGACCAGACCCCUCAUGCCCUCUGCCCUGUCUCGGGACACCCCCUCCCGGGCCUGGCGCUGUGCCCUGAAUAGCCCUA
Eptesicus fuscus (big brown bat) is the source of this 876-nucleotide messenger RNA. It is a transcript of the gene ARHGDIG, whose product is annotated as Rho GDP dissociation inhibitor gamma. The transcript is spliced from 6 exons. Gene Ontology annotation, molecular function: Rho GDP-dissociation inhibitor activity; protein binding. Gene Ontology annotation, cellular component: cytosol; cytoplasm; membrane. Lineage: Eukaryota; Metazoa; Chordata; Mammalia; Chiroptera; Vespertilionidae. The coding region runs from base 4 to 681 and encodes 225 amino acids. The record is from RefSeq and is a predicted model, not a curated record. Gene Ontology annotation, biological process: Rho protein signal transduction.